Messenger RNA from Moneuplotes crassus, 1404 nucleotides. The record is from the annotation of a GenBank genome assembly. Lineage: Eukaryota; Ciliophora; Spirotrichea; Euplotida; Euplotidae.
AUUUUAAGCAGCUCCAAAAUAUAAUCAUGGGUUGAGGACAAUCAAAUUCAGUCAAGAGGCUACACACCAGUCCAGUUGUCAAGAAAGAUGGCGUUGAUGUCUCUAAGGAUAAUGGUAACCAAUGGCAUGUAGAGAAUGAACGUAGUCAUAGAGCGGAUCCUCCAGAGCAAUGGAACUUUGCUGGUGAUCUUGAAGUUGAGGAGCACAAUGAGCCUAAAGAGCCUGAAAAAUAAGGAGCAGAUCCCUGUCAGGCAAUCUAUUGAUGAUGUCAAAAAGUCAGAGAAGUUUAGAAAAAUUCAAAGGAUUAAAACAGAGAAGAUGGUUAAUCAGAUUGCUCAGAAUAAUCCAGAGAAGCUGGGGGAAGCUUCUAUGAAUAUUAUUAACAGGAUUGAUAAUAAGAAGCUUCAGAAAAAUAAUAUUCCUGAAGAAAUAGCGCCAGAUUAUAAGAAUAGAAGUCCUGAUCUAAUGGAAAGUAUCGAAAAGCCAAUACGUCCAAACCCGACAUCUGAGGUAGAAGCUGGUGAUACAUCUCAUGAAGUUAAUAAAAGUGUGACAAAAGAACCUCCCAAGAAGGCUCCAACCUUCAAAGUAGAUAUGCCUGGAGCAGCUGUGAUCACAAGAAAUGUAAUCUCAUAUAACUAUGGUGCUAAAGGGAAGACUACAAGAGAUUCAAAUAGAAAAUCUGAGCAUUCAGAUAGCGAUUAUGGAAAAAGCACAAAUGUUAUUAUUUCUAAAUCUAUCAGUGUUAAGCCAGGAGUCCAGGUUAAAAAGCAAGAGAAUGAACAAACGAAUCGAUACACAGAUGCUAACACUAUCAAUAACGUUCAGACCCAAAGGAGAAAUUCUCCCACAAAUCUUAAUGGACUCCUAGAGGACAUUGAUGAUAACAGCAGAGAUGUCUUUGGAAACCCCAGAAACGAUGUUCAAGUUGCCAAAUUCGAUACAAAGGAGGAUGAUCUUGAUGAGCAAAAGCUCUUAAAAGAAUUAGAUGAGUCUUCAAUUAUCAACGACUCUAAACCCCAAAGCAAGCAUCACCAAGUGUCUAUCAUGAAUGAGCUGAAUGAUAUUGAGGACACUCCUUCAGGCUUCCAUAAUGAACGUAAUAUUAUGAACAUAGAUAGCCAAGGACAUGAUCCUAUCAACCUGAGUGAUUCAGUAGGUAAAUUUGGUGAACAAUUGCCCAUUCCUCAACAUAAAAAAGCAGAGAAAGAAGAAGAACCUCCGUCUCCUAAUCAAUUCGUGUUAGAUGACCUUAUGGAUGAGCUUGGAGAAUCCAAAGGAGCUGAUUUCAAACCUAAUAUAGAAGUGAAUAAGAAGGAAUCAGAGAAAGAUAAUGAUUUUCUAGCUGAAUUUGAAUGGUAGACUAAAUUAACUUGACUCAUAAGCCUAAAUUUUGACAUGCUG